AUGGAAAGCGAAACUAUUAGGACUAAAGAGACGGUCAAUUUUAUUGGCAAUGCAUCAGAGAGUAAUACUAAAAUACGCAACCUGGUUCAGAUGUAUGGCAUGAUCGGGCAUACCUGUUCUAUGAUCGGCAAAAUUUUCAGCCUACAGAUUCUUGCGAUACUUAUAACUUACAUGUCAUUCACAUGUGAACGAUUACUCUCAGUGCGCAACGAAACAAAUAUUCUGGUAAACAAAAUCAUCAUGAACUAUGAUCUGCCGACGACAAUGAGAGAUCAAGCUAAAGCGUUCAUGCAACUCGUGGAGGCGUGGCCGUUGCGUAUCUACAUUUACGAUAUGUUCUCAGUAGACAUAACGCUAAUGUUAAAAUUCAUAAGUGUGGCCACAACUUACUUUAUUGUAGUUAUUCAAGUAGUUCAUUUUUCGUAG
Helicoverpa armigera (cotton bollworm) is the source of this 426-nucleotide messenger RNA. RefSeq lists its product as uncharacterized. The record is from RefSeq and is a predicted model, not a curated record. NCBI's taxonomy places the organism in Eukaryota, Metazoa, Arthropoda, Insecta, Lepidoptera, Noctuidae. Gene Ontology annotation, cellular component: membrane. The transcript has 2 exons. Gene Ontology annotation, biological process: sensory perception of taste. Bases 1 to 426 code for a protein of 141 amino acids.